Messenger RNA from Acanthosepion pharaonis, 2697 nucleotides. The record is from the annotation of a GenBank genome assembly. Lineage: Eukaryota; Metazoa; Mollusca; Cephalopoda; Sepiida; Sepiidae.
AUGAACUCCACCCUGUUCUUUAGGUUUCUUCUUGGUUUUUCUUUCUUUUUCUUUUUCUCCCUUUUCUCUUUUUCCCCCUUUUCUCUUUUUCCCCCUUUUCUCUUUUUCCCCCUUUUCCCUUCUCUUCCUUCCCCCCUUCUCUUCUCUUCCUCUUUUUUCCUCUUCUUUUCUCUUUAUUUUUUUUCUUUUAAUUUUUUAAUUAUUUUUCAUGUUCUUUCUUUUACUUGCUUGGUUACACUAACAGAAUCAGGCAUUCCUGAGAAGUGCACAAUAUUUUUGUGCUUGAAGAAACUUGAACAAGGUUUUUUCUUUUUUUUUUUUUCCUUUUUGAUCAAUUUUUCUUCAUUUUUCUUCUCUUUUUUUCCCCUCCCCCCACAAUUACUCUUUUCUUUAUUUAUUUACCAUAUUAUUACUUUUAUUAAUUUUUUUUUUUUAGUAUUUGUUUUUCUUCCUUUUUAUUUCCUUUUUUCUUUUUUCUUUUUAUUUUUGCAACAAAUCAUUAUCAUACGUCAUGGUACUUCUUACCACUUGCUGAAAAAAAAAUUAUUGAGCAGAAGUAGUAACAUUCAGUUUCUCUUUCUAUCUCUCUCUCUCAGUCCUUUUCACAUCUCACUCUCUCUCUCUCUCUCUGUCCUUUUCACAUCUAUCUCUCUCUCUCUCUCAGUCCUUUUCACGUCUCUCUCUCUCAGUCCUUUUCACGUCUCUCUCUCUCAGUCCUUUUCACGUCUCUCUCUCUCAGUCCUUUUCACGUCUCUCUCUCAUCCUUUUCACAUCUAUCUAUCUAUCUAUCUAUCUCAGUCCUUUUCACAUCUAUCUAUCUCAGUCCUUUUCACAUCUAUCUAUCUCAGUCCUUUUCACAUCUAUCUAUCUCAGUCCUUUUCACAUCUAUCUAUCUCAGUCCUUUUCACAUCUAUCUAUCUCAGUCCUUUUCACAUCUAUCUAUCUAUCUAUCUAUCUAUCUCAGUCCUUUUCACAGCUAUCUCUCUAUCUAUCUAUCUCAGUCCUUUUCACAUCUAUCUAUCUAUCUAUCUCUCUAUCUAUCUAUCUAUCUCAGUCCUUUUCACAUCUAUCUAUCUAAAUCCUUUUCACAUCUAUCUCUCUCAGUCCUUUUCACAUCUAUCUAUCUAUCUAUCUAUCUAUCUAUCUAUCUAUCUAUCUAUCUAUCUCAGUCCUUUUCACAUCUAUCUCUCUAAAUCCUUUUCACAUCUAUCUAUCUAUCUCUCUAAAUCCUUUUCACAUCUAUCUAUCUAUCUAUCUCAGUCCUUUUCACAUCUAUCUAUCUCUCUAUCUAUCUAUCUAUCUAUCUAUCUAUCUAUCUCAGUCCUUUUCACAUCUAUCUAUCUCUCUAUCUAUCUAUCUAUCUAUCUAUCUAUCUCAGUCCUUUUUACAUCUAUCUAUCUCAGUCCUUUUCACAUCUAUCUAUCUAUCUCUCUAUCUAUCUAUCUAUCUCAGUCCUUUUCACAUCUAUCUAUCUAUAUCUAUCUAUCUCAGUCCUUUUCACAUCUAUCUAUCUAUCUAUCUAUCUCAGUCCUUUUCACAUCUAUCUAUCUAUCUAUCUAUCUCUCUCAGUACUUUUCACAUCUAUCUAUCUUCAUCAGCUGCUCAACCAUCAAGUUAACUUAUAUGCUGGUCCUGCCUUGGUUUUUCUUUUUACUCAUUCUUACCUUUCUACCAUUCCUCUAUUCUUUUCUGAUUAUGUCCUGUAUUCUUUUUACUUCUUUGUUCUUGUCCCAUAUUGCCUUCACUCAUUUCUACCUCUCUGCUGCCAUCCCGUCCCUCUCAUUUCAUAUUGUUUUCACUCGCUCCUACCCCUCAGGUCCCGUCCCGUAUUGUCUUCACUCGCUCCUACCCCUCUGGUCCCGUCCCGUAUUGUCUUCACUCGCUCCUACCCCUCUGGUCCCGUCCAGUAUUGUCUUCACUCGCUCCUACCCCUCUGGUCCCGUCCUGUAUUGUCUUCACUCGCUCCUACCCCUCUGGUCCCGUCCCGUAUUGUCUUCACUCGCUCCUACCUCUCAGGUCCCGUCCCGUAUUGUCUUCACUCGCUCCUACCCCUCUGGUCCCGUCCCGUAUUGUCUUCACUUCGCUCCCUACCCCCUGGUCCCGUCCCGUAUUGUCUUCACUGCGCUCCUACCUCUCAGGUCCGUCCCGUAUUGUCUUCACUUUCGCUCCCUACCCCUCUGGUCCCGUCCUGUAUUGUCUUCACUCGCUCCUACCCCUCUGGUCCCGUCCGUAUUGUCUUCCUCGCUCCCUACCCCUCUGGUCCCGUCCCGUGUUGUCUUCACUCGCUCCUACCCCUCUGGUCCCGUCCCGUAUUGUCUUCACUCGCUCCCUACCCCUCUGGUCCCGUCCGUAUUGUCUUCACUGCUCCUACCCCUCUGGUCCCGUCCGUAUUGUCUUCACUCGCUCCUACCCCUCUGGUUUAGUCCCGUAUUGUCUUCCUCGCUCCUACCCCUCUGGUCACGUCCCGUAUUGUCUUCACUCGCUCCUACCCCUCAGGUCCCGUCCCCAUAUUGUCUUCACUCGCUCCUACCCCUCUGGUCCCGUCCCGUAUUGUCUUCACUCGCUCCUACCCCUCUGGUCCCGUCCCGUAUUGUCUUCACUCGCUCCUACCCCUCUGGUCCCGUCCCGUAUUGUCUUCACUCACUCCUACCUUUCAGGUCCCGUCCCGUAUUGUCUUCACUCGCUCUUACCUCUUAG